Molecule: messenger RNA, 480 nt
Organism: Exserohilum turcica Et28A
Lineage: Eukaryota; Fungi; Ascomycota; Dothideomycetes; Pleosporales; Pleosporaceae
Exons: 3
Coding region: 1-480 (159 amino acids)
Molecular function (GO): protein binding
Source: RefSeq, a predicted model, not a curated record
AUGGCGCCUCUUCGAGAAAUCGCCAGCACCGAUGCUGGAUUUGCAGCCGGCUCCUUCAUCUACAAAGUCAUCUCCACAUCGCCGCGGCAAGAUCCUCUUACCUACUUGAUUACCGAUCAGCUGGCCUUUAUAUCCUCAGACGACUCUCUCCGCUUCCUCACAGCAGAUUUGCGGCCCGACGGACAUGUCGCCAAGGCCCAUGACAACAUCACAUGUCUGGAACGAGCAAACGAUGCGUCAAGCAACGCUGUUGCAACUGCAGGAAGAGAUGGAUUGAUUAGAUUCUGGGACAAGAGAAGCAGGCAAAAAGCACUCCAGGUCGAAAGCCCACACAAACUCAUCUCAGCACUGGUCUGCGACGCCGAGAAGAACUUCAUCGCAGCCGGGAUCGAGAACCCAGAAGACGGCCCCAACAGCUCUCCAGUCUACAUAUGGGACCAGCGCAACCUCUCAGCACCUGGAUGCUGGGAAAGAGGGUAG